Messenger RNA from Episyrphus balteatus (marmalade hoverfly), 1475 nucleotides. It is a transcript of the gene Phax, whose product is annotated as phosphorylated adapter RNA export protein. The record is from RefSeq and is a predicted model, not a curated record. Gene Ontology annotation, biological process: snRNA export from nucleus. Gene Ontology annotation, cellular component: nucleus. Bases 84 to 1424 code for a protein of 446 amino acids. The transcript is spliced from 5 exons. Lineage: Eukaryota; Metazoa; Arthropoda; Insecta; Diptera; Syrphidae.
AGUGUCAAAUAUCGCAAAUUCAGUGGUAUUAUUUUUUUUUUUUUUGUUUCUUUCAAGAUUUAUAUUUUUUUUGCAACACAAAAAUGAUGGACCAAGAAAUUUUAAAACCUUUUGAUGAAGAUUUAGAAGAUGGAGAACUAUCAGACAGUGAUGAAGGCUAUACACCACUUCCAAGACCGGGAACAACCACAACUUCUAUUAGCGGCGUUGAUCCAAUCGAAUCCACAAUUCCUCCACAAAUUACAACCAAUGUGCCCAUUAAAAUGGAAGAAGCUAUCGAAGAUAGUGUCUCUGAUUUUGGUCCAACCGAUUCAUCUACUUCCGAUUCAGAUGAUUGUCUUAAUAAACUCGGCGAAGCUGGAGAGAACUCUAAAAAAUCACGAAAGAAAAAGACAAAGCGUACAGUUCUCCUUCGAGUUAAAGCUGACAAUGAUUUCCAAGAAAAGAAGGCACGUUUCAAAAAAUACGAUAUUUGGGCUUCGAGUUUGCAGGAAGAAACUCUGACAGAAAAUAUGCGUGGCAUUGGUGUCAGACAUGAUUUACGUUCGGACAGAAAUGUCGAAAACUAUGAUUACACUUUAAAGUAUCGAUUAAAUGGAGAGAACUCUCUUAAAAGAAGAUUAUCCACUUCGAGUGACGAACACUCGGAGAAUGACUUUCAUCAACAAGCCAAACGUUCGCGGGCUGGGGGAAUUAAAAGUCGUCUGGGACAAAGAUCACAUCGACCAUCGGAAAGUAGUUCGGACUACAACUCGAAUGAACCCAGACUUAUUUUGGAUUUAGAUGAACCUAUUAUUGGAAGACCUCCGCAGGAUAUCGCCCGGGAGAUGGCAAACAAAUUGUUUGAAGAAAAGGAUGAGUUGUUAUUGAGGGUAGUUGAAACCAUAGGUCCAGAUAUGGCUGUUGAAAUAUUCAAAGAAGCACAACGAAUUGAAAGGGAUGGGGGAAUGAUGAUAUUGAAUGGUAAAAGACGUCGCACACCUGGAGGUGUGUUUCUAUUUUUGCUCAAAAACCACGAACGUAUUACUCCCGACGAACACAAACUCAUCUUCUACGACGAAAGGAAAACAGCGAUUAGAACCCAAAAAGAGGUUCAAGCUUUAAAACGACAUCGUAAGGUGGAAGAGUUAAAGAAACGACUGAGCGCCAAAGAGAAAAACCUACCAGCAUUAACUUCACGCAAAGAAUUGUAUCUUGGUUCGGAAUUAAAAGCUGAACUUAAAUCAACUUUGUCAAACCCGCCUCCAUCACCAGUUGGCCAAGAACAUAGCCCAGAAUAUAAGUCACAUGCCAUAAAUGAAGUUUGUGGCGAACCAAGUCCCGAAAAACCAUCUACAUCGAAGGAUGUUCCGAUAGAACCGGAACUACUGAGUUAUGAUGAUGAUUUUCUCGAUGUCAAUUGUGGUGAUAUGGAUUUUUUCUAGAAUUUCGAAAAAAAAAACGAAAUCUCAUAUAAAUUGGGUGUAAAUGUGUAA